ACAGGAAGCGGGCGGCAGAGGCAGCGGCAGUGGCAGCUUAGGGACUCCCGGGGCUCCUAGCCGAAGAAUUAAGGCUGUUGGGAGGGCGACGGACGCUGAGGACGGAAGAAGGCGCCUCGGGCCUCCUCCCGUGCAGACGCAGUGGCGCUCUCGCCCUCCGCUUAGGCCCCGGCCCCCAGCCCAGGCGGAGGCAGCGGCUGACAAAGGGCUCGAGCCGGUGCCGCCGCCCUUCUCAUCCGGGCACUCGGGCCCCCGCCGAGAGGAAGGGGGAAGGGCGGAGGGGGAGGGGAAGGAGCCCGGGAGGCGCGCGCUCGGAGCCGCGGCCCUUUGCAGGGCUCCGGGCCUGUAGCCCAACGGACUGAAGCGGAAGAGGAGCUGCGGCGGCGGUGGCGGCGGCCGGCGGCAGGAAGAUGGUGCAGAAGGAGAGCCAGGCGGCGCUGGAGGAGAGGGAGAGCGAGCGCAGCGCCAAUCCUGCUGCCCCCUCGGGGGCUUCGUUGGAGCCGCCUGCAGCUCCGGCCUCCGGAGAAGACAACGCAUCCGGAGCCGGGGCGGCGGCCGGGGCCGGGGCGCCUGGAGGAACCCGCAGGUUCCUGUGCGGCGUGGUGGAAGGGUUUUAUGGAAGACCUUGGGUAAUGGAACAGAGAAAAGAACUGUUUAGAAGGCUUCAGAAAUGGGAAUUAAAUACAUACUUGUAUGCUCCAAAAGAUGACUACAAACAUAGGAUGUUUUGGCGAGAGAUGUAUUCAGUGGAAGAAGCUGAGCAACUUAUGACUCUCAUCUCUGCUGCUCGCGAAUACGAGAUAGAAUUCAUCUACGCUAUUUCCCCAGGCCUGGACAUCACCUUUUCUAACCCCAAGGAAGUAUCAACAUUGAAACGUAAAUUAGACCAGGUGUCUCAAUUUGGGUGCAGGUCAUUUGCUUUGCUUUUUGAUGAUAUUGAUCAUAAUAUGUGUGCAGCAGACAAAGAGGUGUUCAGUUCUUUUGCACAUGCACAAGUUUCUAUCACAAAUGAAAUUUAUCAGUACCUAGGAGAGCCGGAAACAUUCCUCUUCUGUCCUACAGAAUAUUGUGGCACUUUCUGUUAUCCAAAUGUAUCUCAGUCUCCUUACUUAAGGACUGUGGGUGAGAAGCUUUUGCCUGGAAUUGAGGUACUUUGGACAGGUCCAAAAGUUGUUUCAAAAGAAAUUCCAGUAGAGUCUAUUGAAGAGGUUUCUAAGAUCAUCAAGAGAUCUCCAGUGAUCUGGGAUAAUAUCCACGCUAAUGAUUACGAUCAGAAGAGGCUGUUUCUGGGCCCCUACAAAGGAAGAUCCACAGAACUCAUCCCACGGUUAAAGGGAGUGCUGACUAAUCCAAACUGUGAAUUUGAAGCUAACUAUGUUGCUAUCCACACCCUUGCCACAUGGUAUAAAUCAAACAUGAAUGGAGUUAGAAAGGAUGUAGUGAUGACUGACAGUGAAGACAGUACUGUAUCAAUACAAAUAAAGUUAGAAAAUGAAGGCAGUGAUGAAGACAUUGAAACUGAUAUACUCUAUAGUCCACAGAUGGCUUUAAAGCUAGCUUUAACAGAAUGGUUGCAGGAGUUUGGCGUACCUCAUCAAUACAGCAGUAGGCAGGUUGCACACAGUGGAGCCAAGGCAAGUGUAGUUGAUGGGACUCCUCUAGUUGCAGCACCCUCUUUAAAUGCCACGACCGUAGUUACAACAGUUUACCAGGAGCCCAUUAUGAGCCAGGGAGCAGCUCUGAGUGGUGAGCCUUCAGCUCUGACCAAGGACGAAGAAAAGAAACAGCCAGAUGAAGAACCCAUGGAUAUGGUAGUAGAAAAGCAAGAAGAACCAGAGCACAAGAAUGACAAUCAAAUACUAACUGAAAUUGUUGAAGCUAAAAUGGCGGAGGAAUUGAAACCAAUGGACACCGAUAAGGAGAGCAUAGCUGAAUCCAAAUCCCCAGAGAUGUCUAUGCAAGAAGAUUGCAUUAGCGAUAUUGCUCCUAUGCAGACUGAUGACCAGACAAACAAGGAGCAGUUUGUGCCUGGUCCAAAUGAAAAGCCUUUGUACACUGCAGAGCCAGUGACUCUAGAGGACUUACAGUUACUUGCUGAUCUCUUCUAUCUUCCUUAUGAGCAUGGACCCAAAGGAGCACAGAUGUUACGGGAAUUUCAGUGGCUUCGCGCAAACAGUAGUGUUGUCAGUGUCAACUGCAAAGGGAAAGACUCUGAAAAAAUUGAAGAGUGGCGGUCACGAGCAGCCAAGUUUGAAGAGAUGUGUGCACUAGUGAUGGGGAUGUUCACUCGGCUCUCCAAUUGUGCCAACAGGACAAUCCUGUAUGACAUGUACUCCUAUGUCUGGGAUAUCAAGAGUAUAAUGUCUAUGGUGAAGUCUUUUGUGCAGUGGUUAGGGUGUCGUAGUCAUUCUUCAGCACAGUUCUUAAUUGGAGACCAAGAACCCUGGGCCUUUAGAGGUGGUCUAGCAGGAGAGUUCCAGCGUUUGUUGCCAAUUGAUGGAGCAAAUGAUCUCUUUUUUCAACCACCCCCACUGACUCCUACCUCCAAAGUUUAUACUAUCAGACCUUAUUUUCCUAAAGAUGAGGCUUCCGUGUACAAGAUUUGCAGAGAAAUGUAUGAUGAUGGAGUGGGCUUACCUUUUCAGAGUCAGCCGGACCUCAUUGGAGACAAGUUAGUAGGAGGGCUGCUUUCCCUCAGCCUGGAUUACUGUUUCGUCCUAGAAGAUGAAGAUGGCAUUUGUGGCUAUGCCUUAGGCACUGUAGAUGUGACCCCCUUCAUUAAGAAAUGCAAAAUAUCUUGGAUUCCCUUCAUGCAGGAGAAGUACACCAAGCCAAAUGGUGACAAAGAGCUCUCAGAGGCUGAGAAAAUAAUGUUAAGUUUCCAUGAAGAGCAGGAGGUGUUGCCAGAAACUUUCCUUGCUAACUUCCCUUCUCUGAUAAAGAUGGAUAUUCACAAAAAAGUCACUGACCCAAGUGUUGCUAAAAGCAUGAUGGCUUGCCUCCUGUCUUCACUGAAGGCUAAUGGAUCUCGGGGGGCUUUCUGUGAAGUAAGACCAGAUGAUAAAAGGAUUCUGGAAUUCUACAGCAAGUUAGGCUGUUUUGAAAUUGCAAAGAUGGAAGGAUUUCCAAAGGAUGUGGUUAUACUUGGUCGGAGCCUGUGACAUUUAUUGGCACUGUGAACUGUCCAAAGUCUCUUAGCCCCACCUUGUGGUUGGUGUUGAGGUCUUCACACAGUUCAGUCUCUGGAGCGGAUUGGGAAACGCGAUGACUAGAGCUCACCAUCACCUUCUCAGCCUGCCCGCUGGCCGGAAGAAGAUAGUACUGCUGCAUGUCCUGUGUGAACAGAUGCGGGUGCCCUCCUGUGGGUCUCGGGUCAGGGUGCAGGACCUCUUGUGGGCUUCUAUAGGGAGAGGUUCUUAAAUAAAUGUAAUCAGCACUAUUUUCUGCAUCCAGUGUGGUUGCAUUUCUCACCUAAGAGUAAUGAAAAUCACUAUUCUCCUUGGUGUGCUGAAUGAAAUGUCUCUGUUCUUUGGAGACAUGGCAGGAAUGAGAAGGAUUUAGUGGGUUCCAAUUGGGCAAUUUUUCUGCUUUUUGUAAAGCUCUGGCUGUAAUGUUGGUUCAGGCAGUUGUGCUUUGUAGGGACAAAUGUGCAUUUGUUUGUGGCAAAGGCCAAAUUGACGAACUUGUAAAUUUCUUUGUAUAUAGACUAGCUGUAACCUGACUUUUCUUUUUGUUUACUGUUUUUAUAUAUUUUUUCCUUUGAAGAUGAGAGGUGUUGGUUUAGAAUGGCACUUUGGAUAAUGUAAACCAUGGAUGGUAGAUUUCCUUUGCAUUUGUUUUUAAAGUGCCUCCCACAGAGGGAUAGGCCAUGACUAUUUGGAGUAUGAGUGUCUAACUUCAUAGAACUCAAAUCUAUUGGGAAGUGCAGUUAUUUCUGGAAAUGAACCUUCCUAGCAGAUGCGCAUGUCAAAUAUUCUGACAUUGUUGUCAAGUAAGGGUAAAUAAAGGGACUGACUAGUGUGGUCUCUGCCCUUAGAGCAGCUGCCACUCUUCUCAAGACCUGUUAACUACUGGUUUAAUUGAAUCAGUCUUUAAUUCUCGCAUGUUUGUAUCUAAUUUUAAAAAGAAAGAAUAAGUAUAUGUUAACCAUAAGUAUACUCUUUCUUUUUAAUCAGAGGUUCUGAAAACUUUCAUGUAUUUUAAUUUAGAUUUGGUGAACUUAAGGGUUUUGAGCAUGAAGCUGGCAGUCUCUUGAGGGUUUUUUGUUUGUUUGUUUGUUUUAUAAUCAUGACUAGCUAGUAACUUCUCCAUAGAUUUCAACAGUAUUUUGUUAUCUUCCCUCUAGUAUUUCAUCAGCUUUUGAGCUCUGAGCUGAGAGGGGAGAGAGAAAAAAGGAAACAUUUUCUUUUACAGAACUGCAGUAUGAGCUUUUGAGCUAGUCUUCAGUUAGCACUGUGGCUAGUGUUUCUAGUGACUCCAGGUGCAGCCUCCUGGGGUAAAAACCUAUGAUAGGAUGUGUGGAAAAACUGAAAUCAAGUUUGGUUUUGAAGGCUAAGAUAAAGGGCAAAAUUGUUACUAGAUAGUAAGACAGUUUAGUGCUCCUCACCUUUCUCUGAAUACACCCCAUUCCCUAGAAGAUUUCAGAGUCAAUUUCAUAUGGAAUCAGGAAUUUUAAACAAGUUGCUUUUUGUUUUAUGUUGGUUUUCGGUAAUCACUUUGGAUGAUCUGAACAUAGCUGAGACGUGUCCAGGUCCAUACUAUCAUUGCUCUAGGGUAAAGUGCUGUGCCAGCUUCAUGGUUAUUAAGGUUGGAAUACCAUUUCGUUGAUUGUUCAGAUCACAGCUCAAUUUCUGUAGAAAACAGACUGUAAAACUAUCUGAAGACCAUGCAAGGGGCAAAAUAAAACUUGAAGUGGA
Molecule: messenger RNA, 4916 nt
Organism: Arvicola amphibius (Eurasian water vole)
Lineage: Eukaryota; Metazoa; Chordata; Mammalia; Rodentia; Cricetidae
Gene: Oga
Product: O-GlcNAcase
Exons: 16
Coding region: 411-3161 (916 amino acids)
Biological process (GO): glycoprotein metabolic process
Molecular function (GO): beta-N-acetylglucosaminidase activity
Source: RefSeq, a predicted model, not a curated record